UCAUUCAUUAUUCUGUUGUGCAUAGUCCGGGCUUCUACAGCCAACAAUAGAGCCGAUUCUUCGAAGAUACGCUGCGACAUCGUAAAGCUGGAGCGAUUUUCUUUUGAAUUUCGUGUAUCGGAAUCCAGCGUGGAACUAGAAUUACGGAUCGUUCCGAGUGAGAACCUCCGCGAUGUCUGGAACAAUAUUGGAGAAUCUCAGUGGUAGAAAAUUGAGCAUUCUCGUGUCAUGCCUGCUGUUUUUGCAGUUUCUCUGCUUCCUGUUGGGUGGUCUGAUAGCUCCCGUCCCAGCUAGCGUACAAACGAUUCUCGGAACCAUUUGCAAGGAUGUUCCCGGCUCGCACAAUGACACAAGCAUCUGGCUGUACUCGCGUGGUGAAGAGCACUGCCAAAGUUUGGAUCAUCUGGAUAUUAACAAUCACGAUCUGAAGAUGGCAAACCAGAUUGUGUUUGUUUUUCAAAUGCCUCUUCCCCGAGAAGGUCGUCAGUUGGAUUAUUCUCGCUGGCAGCAGAAUCUGAUUGGCGUCCUGCAAACGGACAUCGCAUACGAUGCGAACAUUCUACUCAAACCACAUGCUAAAAUGACCAUCGACGCACGUUUGGCCUAUCGAAAUAAAGGUGAUCCGGAUCAGAACUGGAAGUAUCUUGCGUCGUCUGUGGAAACGCGAGAUUUGGACUGUGCGGCGGACAAUGUCACCGAUGAAUAUUUAUACAAUUGUAACGCAAUUCCGCUGUUUGAGCUAGGCUCACUUCAUCACGACUAUUAUCUAUUGAACAUAAGAUUGCCGGUAGACAGUGAUUUGAAGAUGAAUCUCGACAUUGGACAUAUUCAGGAUGUACACCUUUCAGUUAUCUAUCAAAAUGGAGGUUUCACCAAAGUAUGGGUGUCGCUGAAAACCGUCUUCCUUCCAUUUAUCAUCAUUAUCAUGGCCUGGUUCUGGCAGCGCGUUCAUUUACUCCAGCGCAAACCAGCGCUCUUGGAGUACAUGCUGCUGGCUCUGGGUACGGCCCUAACAGUCCUUAAUCUUCCAUUGGAAUAUCUCACGCUGGCAUUCGACAUGCCUUUUAUGUUACUACUGAGUGAUAUGCGACAGGGAAUAUUUUACGCGUGUCUACUCUCAUUUUGGUUGGUAUUUGCUGGAGAACAUAUGUUAAUUCAGGAAACCGGAGAAAAAUCUUCAUUCAAAUCGUACUGGAGGCAUCUCAGUGCAGUGGCCGUCGGAUGUGUGUCCUUGUUUCUUUUUGACAUAUGCGAGCGGGGAGUGCAGCUCCGGAAUCCGUUCUAUUCAAUCUGGGUAUCACGAGUUGGAUCUAAAGUUGCUCUUGGAUUUAUCAUCUUAGCAGGUAUUUCGGCAGGCUUGUAUUUCUUCUUCCUGUGCUACAUGGUUUGGAAGGUGUUCUGCAAUAUCAAUAUCAAACGAACUUCGCUGCCAUCGAUGUCCUCCGCGCGUCGUUUGCACUACGAGGGAAUAAUCUACCGCUUUCAGUUUCUAAUGUUGGCCACGCUGCUGUGUGCUGCAUUAACCGUAAUUGGGUUUAUCAUCGGGCAGGUAUCUGAAGGUCGAUGGAAAUGGGAUGAAAACAUUGAUCUAGAAUUUACCUCGGCUUUCUUCACCGGUGUGUACGGAAUGUGGAACAUAUACAUCUUUGCUCUGGUCGUUUUGUACUCUCCUAGUCAUAAGAAGUGGCCAGCCAAUGAGACCACCGAAAACAUAAUCAGCGAAGAAAUCGAGUUUAGCAAUCUGCCUUCCGACUCGAACCCGAGUGAAAUAUCUUCCCUAACACAAUUCGCCCGAAAGGCAGCUUUGGACUAGACAACUCGAAUCAAUUCAUUGCAUCUAGUGCUGAUAGGUUUUACUUUGUCUUUCUGUUUUUUCACAUUACGAAAGUCGUAGAAAAGAAAGUAUCGCGUGCCAAUAAAAGUGAAAAUAUGAUUUACACAUUGUUCGACUAGAAAUAGUCGUAUUUGAUGUUUGUGUCGCUUCCUAAUGAAAACAGGCGAACAUGAUUAACGCACAUAUUACAAAAAUUAUGUAAACAUUUCAGUAUUAGUCGGUGUCAUAAUUAGAUUUUGUAAAGCGCAUGCAUUUACUGGCGUUUGUAGUACCUUUUAUAAAAACAGUAGAAGUAAUAACUUAUGGAACUAUUUUAGCCAACACGUAAUAAAACAAGCAUUUUUAUGGAAACAA
Molecule: messenger RNA, 2188 nt
Organism: Topomyia yanbarensis
Lineage: Eukaryota; Metazoa; Arthropoda; Insecta; Diptera; Culicidae
Gene: wls
Product: protein wntless
Exons: 4
Coding region: 173-1813 (546 amino acids)
Biological process (GO): Wnt signaling pathway; intracellular protein transport; Wnt protein secretion
Cellular component (GO): organelle membrane; endomembrane system
Molecular function (GO): Wnt-protein binding
Source: RefSeq, a predicted model, not a curated record